CACGAGGGUUUACUCCAUGAAGAAGAACUUGCCAUAAGACGAGCACUCCAAGCAUCCUUGACUGCCUCAAAGACAAAGACACCUGAGACUUACAAGAAUAGCCCACCAAUACAUCACAAAAACAACAAAAUUARCAAAGUUCGCAGACUGAACAAUGAUGACAACCAUUUGACUGAUAAUAAACUUCAAAAUAAUAGAAAAACAAGACCAAAACUUAUUAGCCCAGAUAGUCCACAUGCAACUGUCAAGAAAAGACCCAAGAUGAUAAAUGAUGAUUCUCCAUCCUCAAGAUCACGAAGUUCCUCUGCUCAGUCGUCAGACAGUGUUAACACCACAAGUUCAAACUCCAAGAUGGUAUCUUCAGCAAGCUCACAAACUCAGCAAAAAUGCACUAAAAUUGUUAAGUCUCCUCUUAAGUCACCAAAAAAGGAGAAACUUGGCGUGAGGGUAAGGAAGAAAAUGAUGAAAAAGAARUUCAAGGMUGCAAAACAUGGUAGUGACUGUGAAAGCACAAUGUCAGGUUCAACUGUAAACGAAGUAGCUUCUUUGAAAAAGACAAGAACAAGAAAGAGAAAAAGGAAUCCAACUUUUGUCCAGAAAAAGUUUGCAUCAGUAACACCAUCUCCAUCCAAAAUGUCUGUGUCCACUGUCGAGAUAGAUAGUACAGUACCACUAGCUAAAGCAGAAGAUUUUAUUGAUUUUCUUUGUUUAAGAGGUCAUCCGCAAAUGCCAAAAGACUUAGAGUUCUUUAAUAACCCUAAUAACUCACCGUUGUGUGAUGACGACUUCCCAACUAGUCCUCCGUCUUCAUCGUUAUCAGAGCUGCCAUCAUCACCUUCACCAUCACUACCUACUGUAACAUCAGUUGACUCACCAUCCUGUGAAACACCAACCUUUGAUCCAUUGAUUGGUUGUGAUGAUGAACUACAUGCUAUGAGRAUGUAUGCUGGUGUUGAAAACAAACGCAAUGCUGUCGAUGAGCAAACAAGCUUCAAGCAAGAAAUAACUGUAUCUGAUCUUGAACAUGAAGAGGAACCUUUCAAGAAUGCCAAACCUGUCACUCCACCCCUAUCAUUCAGAGUUUCACCACGUCCAGCACCCCCCUUGCCCAAUGGAAACWGCUUGAGUGGAUCAAAAAUCACUCCUUCCCCAGCUCCAGUAAUGACCAAGACUUCAUCAUCAACUAUCAACACAGAUAAUGUGUUUUACCCUACUCUUGACAGUCCUGCUUUUGGACCUCCUCCUUUAAUGCUUGGUCAAGGAAAGGCUACUGGUCCAGGGGGGUGCUGCUCACCACCACCUUUGUUGUAUAUUCCUGCWGCUGCUCAAAGAGUAACUCAUCUUCAUGGUCCACCAAAGCUUGAGAGGGUCAAUCCCAUUUCUGAUGGUACAACAACUAUCAACAACGAACCACCACUUCUAGAACGCAUUGACCAACCCCGUCCUGAAAAUGUGAACAAACAGUCACAGCUCAAUAUUCAAAAUAGAACAAGUAGUAGUUCACAUGAUGGAUCCUCCAUUAGGACAGCGGGAAAUCAACAAAUGAAUAAUCUGAAAGAGCAUCUUUACAUUGAUCAAUCAUCAUCUGCUGUUGUSUGCACUACGGCAAMUAACACUAAAACAAAACAAUCUUCAAUGGAAGAUGUCUCGAAACARACUCCCAUUGAUAGCUACACCAGGAACACAAAGAGCUGUCCUUUACAYAAUUCUAGUGAUCUUUCUAGGUUGGAGCAAGCCAAAAAUGUUCUYAAUACUAAUGCUAAUGAUCCAUACACAUCUGGUAGUCCAAAAACAAGGCCRUCAAGUCAAGGUGCAAAUAGUAGUUUGUCCCAUGUGGGAUACAACACUAGAAGCCAUGAGGYAUGCUCWGUGGUAACACAAARUGAGAURGGUAGAAUAGAGUCACCUGAUUCAACCAUUAGCCUAGGAACYAGUUCRUUACUUGAAAAUCUUCAGAGGGCACAUGAUAGAGUAAGUGGUCUKAUGUCACCAUUAGAAACGUCCCCUUCAAAACUGCAGUCUUUCACUCAUUCAGGACAAAAUACUGUUAUUCAUGAAGCUGUCCAAAUGAACCWUGCUUCUACAUUAUUACGAGAAAAUAACCAGAUACCAAACUCUCCAAGGAUGCCACCACCUAUCUCAGAACCGUUCACAGGUCAUACAACAGGCAAUGUGAUGCCAUUUGAGCCACCUAGUAGAGAAGCUCUAACUCCUCCUUGGUCCCAUCUUCAUGCUUCUUAUGACAAGUCACCAACUCCUCCUAGACCAUACACUUUAUCAAUCAACAGUUCUUAUAACCCUGGCAGUCAGAACCAUGUGAUUCCACGGACAAUACCUCUUGUUCCUAAAUUACCAAUUGUUCCUUCAAAUAAACACAUUUCUGUUCCUUUCAAUGAGAAAUUGUUUUUGCACAAACCAGGAGUUAAUCAAAGUUAUAGUAUACCAAGUGCCUUUGUAGACUCAUCUCAAAAGUCAAAUGUAGGAUGCUUACCAUCUUAUCAAAGAGGAGUUAGUAAUAGUGGUUUUGGUAUAAACUUAUCAGAACCGUAUUCAAUGGACAAGAAUUAUUAUUCCACACAAAAAGCAAAUGUGAUAUCCAGUGAAAAUAUCCCUGCACUCAACAGUGAAGUUUGUAGAGAAGACUCAUCAAAUGGUCAAGAGUUGCAAGUAAUAGAUAAACCAUGCUUGGCAAAUGACAGUAGAAAUAAUUCCACUAAUGUUUUGACAAGCUCACAAAAUUAUAGUAAAACAAAUUCUGAAGUCAAAAAACGAAGAGGAAGACCACCAGGAUCAAAGAACAAGAAAACUAUUGCCCUGCUUGACAAAAACAACAAGGAAAGYCCAUCAAGUGCUGAYAUUGUGACGAAAAAUGAAUCCAAUGGAGCAAAAGAGACCGAGGGCACAAAAUCUUCAAAGAAAAAGAAGAUUGAAUGUCCAAUACUUCGUCCCACAGAAGAAGAAUUCAAGGAUCCCAUGAUAUAUUUGAAGUCUAUACAAUCUACACUAGAAAAGUUUGGUAUAUGCAUCAUUGAUCCUCCAGAUGGUUGGAAGAUGGAGAGUCAUUUACCUGGUAAUCCACGAUUCACUACUAAACGUCAACUUAUUCACAGAUUACAGAAAAGAUGGGGUCCAAAUGAGAUCAAGUUGUGUUGUGUAGAAAAACACUUACAGCAGCAGCAGAGCACAUUCAACCUUUCUCAAAUGCCUGUAGUUGGUGGAUGUGAUUUAGAUUUAGCAGAAGUGUCAAGGGUUGUUAUGGAGCACGGAGGAAUGCAAAAGGUUAUUGAUACCAAGAGGUGGAAUAAAGUUGCUGACUUGUUAAAAAUUCCAAAAUCUACACAGGAUCGUGUUGGGAAAGUUCAAGAUGCCUACUGCAAGUAUCUACUAUCGUUUGAUAUUCUUCCUGAGUCAGAGAAAACGUCUUUGGAAAAUGAAGUGAAAAGGGAAAUAGAUGAGAAAGGAGAAAAGGAAGAAUAUCGAAGUCAAUGCACUACAAAGGGUCGUAGUUUUUCCAUGGGUUGCUUUCAACGUACUGCAAGACAUUUUCAGGAUCAUUUCUUCAAGACAGACCCAUCGGUUAAUGACAUUGAGAGAGAGUACUGGAAAAUCGUGCAGUCACGUGACAAGUACGUAGCGGCUCACCAUGUCAAACUCGACACCAAGGAACAUGGCUCAUGUUUUCCUACCAGUAAAUCAGACCCUUACUCAAAGAAUGGUUGGAAUCUCAACGUCCUGGCACACCUCAAGGGAUCAAUACUAAAGCAUGCUGGGAACGUACAAGAUUUGACAGUCCCUUGGCUGAACAUUGAUAUGCUUUUCWCCACAAAACGAUGGACAACUUCUCCACUACAAACAUACCUGAUAGAUUAUUUACAUUCAUCCAACGACAAAGUCUGGUAUGGUGUACCAGAAUCAGACAUCGACAAGUUUCCCCAUACAGAAAACGAAAACACAAACGACUAUGAAGAUGGAGAAUUCAUGGUGUCGCCUUCAAAUUUGUCAAGAGAAACAGGAUUGAAUGUUACCAGACUCGAACAAAAGCAAGGACAAUUCGUUGUUGUUUCGCCCAAGGUAUUCCAUUGUUAUGUCAGCAGUGGCUACUCCGUGUCAGAAACUGUUUGUUUCGCYUUUCCUGACUGGCUAUUGAGAUCGUCGACCAUAGACUCAGGUGUUUUCUUGAAUUGGCCAGGUUUCUCAUACGAAAAACUUCUUAUAAAAAGUAUAGAUGAGGUUUGCAGCACCGGAAGRAAAAAUUUGGAAUGUCUGCUUAGUGAGUUAACACGAAUUAGAGAAAACGAGGUAGCUUUAAGAAAAGAAUUAAAAGAACUAGGUGUAACAGAGAGCACACCGACCAGUACGACGUCAAAAGGGAUUCAGACAAUAGAAACAGCCGAAGGCUCCGUCCAGGUUAACUCCCAUUGCAUGUCAUGUGUGGUGUGUGAUCGACUUUCUCAUUUAUCGACGGUUCUAAGUGAAGAAGAUUCAGAAAUACUCUGUCUACCUGACGCUAUUAACUAUAUCAAGAAUGAAAAAUCUUCGAAGUCUUUUACCAUUGUAACUAACUGUUCUUUGUCUCAGUUGGAUGAAGCUAUUUCAUCUGCAACCAAGAAGCUCAAGAACCUCUGACGUAAGCUGGCAUCACGUGACAAAUUCGCGCAUGCGCAACAAAAAUACUGUGGACAUCUCUCCAAAAGCUAGGAAUUUUUUUCAAUGGUCAAUAGUCAUGAUAUGACCCAGUGAAUGUAACAUAGGAAUUGAUAAAUGUAAUUUUGUUUUGAGAAAAUGGCURAAAAUAACUGCGUUAUUAUCAUGUUGAGUUCUCAAUGAAAUCUUAAUAGGGGUUGCCUGAUUAUAACAGUAGACGCUAAGAAUAUUACAUUACCAUCCACUAUGUGCAAGUAUUUAUGUAUAAGAUUGUAAUUACAACAUAUGCACUAAGAUAUAUUAGGAGAUUUUACAGCAACCAAUUGUAUAUGCACUUUUCUGAUUACCUGCGUUUCUUUUGCUCGCUUCACGUUCAACCAAAGAUUAAUAAAAAUAUUUUAUUGUA
Messenger RNA from Exaiptasia diaphana, 5050 nucleotides. RefSeq lists its product as uncharacterized. Gene Ontology annotation, molecular function: histone demethylase activity; DNA binding. NCBI's taxonomy places the organism in Eukaryota, Metazoa, Cnidaria, Anthozoa, Actiniaria, Aiptasiidae. Gene Ontology annotation, cellular component: nucleus. Gene Ontology annotation, biological process: chromatin remodeling. The record is from RefSeq and is a predicted model, not a curated record.